ACCUUUUUCCCUCGUUAAAUCCACCCCCCUUCGCCGUCUCGCUUCACCACCAAAAGCCCCAAAUCCCUCGGCAAUGGCUUCUCUAGCGAAAGCAGCGAAGCUCGUCGUUUUCCCCUUACUCCUACUCCACCUUCUCUCCUUGUCCGCGGCCCUCUCCGUCGGCGUCAACUACGGUGCCUUCGCGGACAAUCUCCCGCCGCCGGCUCAAGUCGCCGCCUUCCUCAAGGACCGCACCUUCGUCGACCGUGUGAAGCUCUUCGACGCCAACCCGGACAUCAUUCGUGCCUUCGCUGGCACCGGAAUCUCCCUCAUGAUCACGGUCCCCAACGGGGACAUCCCCUCCCUCGCCUCCCGUCGCUCCUCUGCCCCAUCCCCUGCUGCCUCCGCCUGGGUUGCCAUAAACGUCGCCCCCUUCUACCCUGCGACCAACAUCUCCCUCAUCGCCGUCGGAAACGAGGUUCUCGCCACCUCCGACCGCAACCUCAUCGCCCAUCUCGUCCCCGCUAUGCGCUCCCUCUCCGCGGCACUUGCCGCAUCCGGCUUCCCCCAGAUCAGGGUCUCCACCCCCCACUCCCUCGGUAUCCUCUCUGCAUCCGAGCCGCCCUCCACCGGCCGCUUCCGCCCCGGCUACGACCGCGUCAUCUUCGCCCCGAUGCUUGACUUCCACCGCCGGACGCGCACCCCGUUCGUGGUGAACCCCUACCCCUACUUCGGCUACACAGCGCGCACUCUCGACUACGCCCUCUUCCGCCCCAACCCGGGGGUGUUCGACCCGGCCACGGGGGUGAACUACACCAACAUGUUCGUGGCGCAGCUGGACGCGGUGCAAGCGGCGAUGCAGCGACUGGGGUACGGAGACGUAGAGAUCGCCGUGGGGGAGACGGGGUGGCCGUCGGCCGGGGACCCGGGCCAGCUCGGUGUGAGCGUGGAGGACGCGGUCUCCUACAACGCCAACCUGAUACGUCUGGUGAACUCUGGGAAGGGAACGCCGAUGAUGCCGGGCCGGCGGUUCGAGACGUACGUGUUCGCGCUGUUCAACGAGAACCUGAAGCCCGGGCCGACUGCGGAGCGGCACUUUGGGCUCUUCAACGCCGACCUCUCCCCGUCCUACGACGUCGGCCUUAUGCGCGACAGCGACAAUGCGCCGGCGCCCUCGGGUGAUUCCUGGAGGUGGUGCGUGGCAACGGCGGACGCGAGCCUAGCGGAGCUGCAGAACAACAUCGACUACGCGUGCGGCAGCGGCGGGGCGGAUUGCGGGGCCAUACAGAACGGCGGCGCGUGCUUCGACCCCAACACGCUCUUGGCCCACGCCUCUUAUGCCAUGAACGCCUACUACCAGGCCGCCGGCCGCCAUGACUUCAACUGCUACUUUGGCGGCAGCGGCGUCCUCACCUCGACCGACCCAAGUUACGGGAACUGCAGAUAUCAGACGUGAGUUGCUGAAGCGUUGUUGCUCUUAAAUAGGGAGUAUCCUUCCGUAAGACUUAGAGAUGAUGUCGAUCAUACUUACCUUUAAGUAUGUAUGAUUUCCGGAUACGGUAGCAGUGUUGUAUUCGGUGCUUUAUGUUAUGUGAAGUAGCUGUCUUUUCCCAAUACAAAAAAUUCUUUUUCCUGUU
Messenger RNA from Musa acuminata subsp. malaccensis (wild Malaysian banana), 1616 nucleotides. Its product is annotated as glucan endo-1,3-beta-glucosidase. Lineage: Eukaryota; Viridiplantae; Streptophyta; Magnoliopsida; Zingiberales; Musaceae. Gene Ontology annotation, molecular function: hydrolase activity, hydrolyzing O-glycosyl compounds. Gene Ontology annotation, cellular component: plasma membrane. The record is from RefSeq and is a predicted model, not a curated record. Gene Ontology annotation, biological process: carbohydrate metabolic process.